Molecule: messenger RNA, 1117 nt
Organism: Serpula lacrymans var. lacrymans S7.9
Lineage: Eukaryota; Fungi; Basidiomycota; Agaricomycetes; Boletales; Serpulaceae
Exons: 3
Coding region: 606-920 (104 amino acids)
Source: RefSeq, a predicted model, not a curated record
CAUAACAUCUCUUUAUUCAGCUUGCAAUGUCUCAUCUCAAUCCCAUACUUUGCUUACAAUGCAAAGCAACUGUGCGCUUUCCCUCUAUCACUCGAUGCAUAAUGUCCGUGCCAUACGAGUAUCCCCUCUAUCAAUGAUGACGCUUUGUACGGCAUCACAUCCACAAAGAAUUCAACCCCAUCAAUGAACGGCCGCCCUUAUUACGGCUGGCCAAUCGAGAACCACGCUGAUUACAGUCGAGAUCGACGUGUCUAGCCGGUUUUGGCCGCCAAGCUAGCGCUGCUCUCACUAUCGACCCCCUUUGCACGUCGUCUUCCUCUCCGACGAGGUCGCUCGAUAGCUUGCUGGAGAUAUUACCUGAGGAUGUAUUUCACCAUGGGCCGAUUAACCGUUCUCCGAGCAGUACUCGCCGAGAAUGGUAGCUAUGACGAGUAACUUCCUGGUUCCCUUCCGGCUGGUGAGAGAAAGCACGGUGAGCCCGGUGCGAUGGCGUCGCUGUUCAUGCAGAUUUGACUGGAACCAUAUGGUCCACACCACGUGACUAGCAGGCUGAAUGCACGUGCGUUGGUCGACGAGGAGCGUAUGCGCUCAUACAAAGUUCCACGAUGGACAGCAGGCGGGAACUUGGACGUGUGCAGUACGUGAACCUGGGAAGUAUUGUGACUAUAUGCGCUCACGGUCGUCUGCUCGUGAGAUGGGAUGCCGUUAGGGGCGGUGAGGACGCCAGUGAAGGCUCGGUGUUUUGCAGAGCGGCCAUUGCCAUCUACAGGGAUAGGAGUGUUGCGACGUUCCAUGAGCGAUUCCAGACGAAUCAGGGAACAAGUCCAGCGUAUCAAAUGUCCACGACAAAUUGGGUCCAAUGGAUCAAACGCCGGGUCAAAGUACAAAAGCCAGUUCCGACUUUGGAGAUGAAACGGUGAAGUCAAGAAGUCAUUGUAUUGAAACCGCCAUAGUGGAUAUUUUUGAAUAUGAAGACGUAUACUUUGAAGACGGAGAGUCAUGUUUUUAGCAAUGUUGAAGUGAAGUAUAAGUCUGACAUAACAAAAUAAUAGGAGGGACAGGAGCACGCCAGACAAAUCUCCGCAGCCAUUUUGAGUCAGAUAGCAUGGUGAGCACG